This is a messenger RNA of Fusarium musae, 1569 nucleotides long. RefSeq lists its product as uncharacterized. Gene Ontology annotation, biological process: cytoskeleton-dependent cytokinesis. The record is from RefSeq and is a predicted model, not a curated record. NCBI's taxonomy places the organism in Eukaryota, Fungi, Ascomycota, Sordariomycetes, Hypocreales, Nectriaceae. The transcript is spliced from 2 exons. Gene Ontology annotation, molecular function: molecular adaptor activity; GTP binding; GTPase activity. Gene Ontology annotation, cellular component: septin ring; cell division site; cytosol. Bases 1 to 1569 code for a protein of 522 amino acids.
AUGAACAACGAGCAGCCUCGCCGUACCAGUUUCGGCAUGUUACUCCGACGCAGCAAAAGUGGCGAUCUAGGCAAAGGUGGUCGUAAGGCGCAGGCCCUUAGGGAGGCUGAGCUUGAACGACAGCGCCAGGCCUCGACGCGCAUUGCUCCUAAGCUGCCCGAAUUCGCCAACCAUUCUGAACAACUAUCUAAAUCCUUUGGCCCCGAGUUGCGCCCCGAGUCACCAGCCAACGUUCCUCGAUCAGCAGAUUACAUUACUGUCAGGCCUUCAGCAGAAUAUCCUCGGGGAUAUGGCGCUGCUGCACAUGCUGCCGUCCCUGUUCCGCCGUUGCCCAACGGUGGUUUCGAUCCAUAUGCCAGAACAGAAAGCAUGACGAACCGUGGCCGCUACAGCUAUGCUAGUAGUGCUAUUAGCACGGUCAACAGUCCUCGUCGUGUUCGCAGACGAAAGGACCCGACGCCUUUGAACAUUCUCGUCAUUGGUACUCGUAACUCUGGAAAAACAUCCUUUCUUGAGUUUCUCAAAACCGCGCUCGCUCUUCCACCUAAGAAACGAGCCAAGAAGGGUGAUGACGAAGUGCCGCAGAAUCGCAACACCCCCUCUGGAAACUUUAUUCCACACUACCUUGAAACUGAGAUUGACGGGGAGCGUGUUGGUCUCACCAUCUGGGACUCAGAAGGCCUAGAGAAGAAUGUAGUCGACCUUCAACUUAGGGAAAUGUCCGCAUUCCUUGAAAGCAAGUUUGAGGAAACCUUUGCAGAGGAAAUGAAGGUUGUACGCUCUCCUGGUGUGCAAGACACCCACAUCCAUGCGACCUUCCUUGUCCUUGAUCCUUCUCGAUUGGAUCGCAACAUUGCAUCCGCAAGGAACCCAGCUAUCAAUGGUCAGCAAAACGGACACCUUGGUGCGCGUGUGCUAGGGAGCCUGGAUGAAGACCUUGAUUUGCAAGUUCUGCGUACGCUCCAGGGCAAGACUACUGUGAUCCCAGUCAUUGCCAAGGCCGACACCAUUACCACCAAGCAUAUGAAUGUUCUCAAACGAAGCGUUUGGGACAGCAUCAAGAAAUCGGGCCUAGAUCCCCUGGAAGCACUUGGCCUUGAUGAUGAGGACGAGAGUAGUAUUACUUCUGAAAGGAUUGCCGAGGAGGACGAGGAGGAAGAUGAGGUCGGACACGAACGCGGUGGUGCUCAAACCCCUGAAAGCCAGGAAUUCCCACUACAGGGCCAUCGAGAAAGCCCAGCGGCGUCUCCAAGCUCCAAAAGACUAUCCACCAGCUCCAUUCGGCGACAUAAAGCACAAGAAGAGGCCAAAGAAAAGGAAGAUGAGAUCCCUUUCCUGCCACUUUCCAUCAUCAGUCCGGAUCUGUACGAACCAGGUGUCAUUGGCCGACAGUUCCCGUGGGGUUUUGCUGAUCCUUACAAUGAAGAACAUUGUGACUUUCAACGGCUGAAAGAGGCUGUUUUUAGCGAAUGGCGUGCCGAGCUACGUGAAGCUAGUCGGGAACAGUGGUACGAGGGAUGGAGAACGAACCGACUCAAGCAGAGGGAUGUCCCCUAUCGUCAUCGAUGA